Messenger RNA from Alosa sapidissima (American shad), 1400 nucleotides. It is a transcript of the gene gpr78b, whose product is annotated as G protein-coupled receptor 78b. Gene Ontology annotation, biological process: adenylate cyclase-activating G protein-coupled receptor signaling pathway. Gene Ontology annotation, cellular component: membrane. The record is from RefSeq and is a predicted model, not a curated record. The transcript is spliced from 3 exons. Lineage: Eukaryota; Metazoa; Chordata; Actinopteri; Clupeiformes; Clupeidae. The coding region runs from base 331 to 1359 and encodes 342 amino acids. Gene Ontology annotation, molecular function: G protein-coupled receptor activity.
GCAGCAUCUAUGGAAGCAGCGCGCACAGCAUAGGAUAGUAUGGUCAGGGGCAGAUGUCUCUUUCAGCGAAGCCUCCUUGACACAUGAAGCCAAGUUUCCUGCAAAAUACGCCGUGGCGUUGAAGGGGGCACCGGCGCGUGUCCACGGUUCAGCACGCUGGACAGCGCUCGCACGAGUUCCAAAUGGGCAAGACUUUCCGGAGUUAAUUUCUACACACUCGGAAGGAUUUUUACCACUAUCAACGAAAACAGAGGAAUUAACAAUGCAGGUGAUACAUAUUACUGUAACAACAGGCGCACACACACGGCAAGUGUAGUUUUAAAGUGAGAAAUGGACUUGGCGGAAAUACUUCUUGCGUUGUUCAUCGUUGUGGUCGCGAUUGUCUCGUUGUUGUCCAACUUGCUGGUGCUGCUAUGUUUUGUCCACAGCACCGAGAUACGCCGACAGGUGCCUGGUAUCUUUACAAUGAACCUGUCUUUCUGCAACAUUCUCAUCACGGUUUUGAAUAUGCCAUCGACGCUGGUGGGAAUUAUUAAAAACCAACAGCCUUUUGGGGAUUGCCUGUGCCACGCCGUUAGUUUUCUGGAGACUUUUCUCACUGCCAACACCAUGUUGAGCAUGGCUGCACUGAGCAUUGACCGCUGGAUUGCCGUGGUCUUCCCACUGAGUUACUCCACCAAGAUGCGCUACAGGGACGCGCUCGUCAUGGUGUGCUACGCGUGGCUUCACUCCCUCACAUUCUCUCUCAUCGCGGUACUCUUCUCCUGGGUAGACUACAGCCACAUUUACGCAUCCUGCACUUUGCACCUCAGCGACGAGAAGGACGAGAGCGCACGGAUAAAAUUCACUGUGUUCACAGUUGCUUUCCAUGCAAGCAGUUUCAUGCUCUCGCUACUUAUCCUUUGUGUCACUUACUUAAAGGUGUUACAAGUUGCCCGAUUCCACUGCAAGCGGAUAGACAUCAUAACAAUGCAAACUCUCUUUCUACUUGUUGACAUUCACCCGAGUGUCAAGCAGCGCUGCCUGGUCGAACAAAAGAGGAGAAAACAGCGCGCCACAAAGAAAAUCAGCAUUUUCAUCGGGUCGUUCAUCAUCUGUUUCGCUCCAUAUGUGAUCACAAGGCUGGCCGAGUUGUUGCCGUUUGUCGGCGUUAGCCGUCACUGGGGCAUCGUGAGCAAGUGCCUGACGUACAGCAAAGCCGCGUCGGACCCGUUCGCCUACUCGCUCCUGCGGCAGCAGUACCGCAAGGUGCUGGUGUCGGUGGCUAACAGACUACUGCGACGCGACCUCUAUCCGUCGUCCGGCCCCAACAGCUCACUGGAUACGGAGAACGACUACUGUCUCCAGAGGAUCAGCUAAAGGAGCUGAGAGAGGAGAGAGGAGGGGAGGGGAGGAGGUGC